AAUCAUUGUAGGCACACUAACACUGAUCUGCAACACAAAAGCAUACACCUUCUCAGUUUGUGUAUUUUAAAUGACAUGAAUUCUUUCAGGUUGAAAUUAUUUGGCAAAUUGGUGUAAAUGUAAAUAAUAAUGUUGUUUCGUUACUGUACCUUGGUGUAUUUCAGAAGCGUCUGUAGAGCUGUAUUUCUACCACUGAAGAUGGCAACCCCCGUCAUUCGAGUGAUCAACCCUGAGGCCCCAGCAAGUCGUCAACAGGCUGUGUUGGUGGCAACCAAGGAGUCCCGUACCUAUCGGGGAAAAAAGCUCUUCUUCCCCAAUCCUCCACAGGAGCUGCUGAACCAGGCCACUGCCCUGGCCCAUGCACAGACGCUCCUUCGAGCAGAGGGCAUCCCUGCGCCAUCACGCCAGAUGUGCCUUGGAAAGCUGGUGGUGCCGUUUGGGCAGUAUAUGAACGCACCACUCCACUGGAUUGUGGAAAAUGAUGUGGGCUACAUGAAGUACAACUGCAGGCCACCACUUCCAAAUGUGAUGCUCCUGAAUGGCCAGGCAAUGAGGUGGAACUUGUGGCUGCAAGCCAGUCUGUGGAAGAGUCGGACAAGUCGCAAGACUUCAAGGGAUUAUUUAGUCAGCCUCUGCGAUCCCAAUUCCCGGGUGAACCCGCUGUCCGACCCAAGAAGCCUGCCACCGCUGUCCGUUCUCAGCAGCCUGCCACCGCUGUCCGUUCUCAGCAGCCUGCCACCGCUGUCCGUUCUCAGCAGCCUGUUUUUUAAAUAUGCAGAGCUGGAGGGUUGGGUGCGUCUCUGGGAAGACCCCAAUGGCAUCCCAUCUGCCGACAUCUCCUGGGUGAAGGAGGAUGCCGAGAGAGGGCUGUUCACCCCUGUUCAGACCUUCAAGGACAUCACCGGUCUCCUGAAAAAGCGGCGGCGGUGGUGUGCCAAGUCCACAGCUCUUUUUCAGGAGCCUGGCUUCCUUCGGCGCCCUGUCGGAGUGUGGAGGUACUCCCUGAAGUGUCCUCAAGGGGAUGGUUGCGUGGGGGCCGGACGAAAUGUGCACCUGUACAAGUCAGGCUACCACACCCGGGUGCGUCACAUCUGUGAUGUAUCCGACUGGUACUCCUUGCUGACCGAGGUCCUGUGCUGCGGACCCUGCACAAAGGCAGCCAGGAGUGGAGAAGGUGGCACAGUGGGACGGUGGCUUGCGUGGGACUCUGCUAUUGUAACGCAACUUAGCGAGGCUCACCAAGCCAUGUUCCCUGCCAUCCUUACCAGCAAGUAA
Molecule: messenger RNA, 1275 nt
Organism: Osmerus eperlanus (European smelt)
Lineage: Eukaryota; Metazoa; Chordata; Actinopteri; Osmeriformes; Osmeridae
Exons: 6
Coding region: 130-1275 (381 amino acids)
Source: RefSeq, a predicted model, not a curated record